Molecule: messenger RNA, 2247 nt
Organism: Echinops telfairi (small Madagascar hedgehog)
Lineage: Eukaryota; Metazoa; Chordata; Mammalia; Afrosoricida; Tenrecidae
Gene: ENTPD6
Product: ectonucleoside triphosphate diphosphohydrolase 6
Exons: 11
Coding region: 117-1283 (388 amino acids)
Biological process (GO): nucleoside diphosphate catabolic process
Cellular component (GO): Golgi apparatus; membrane
Molecular function (GO): GDP phosphatase activity; UDP phosphatase activity
Source: RefSeq, a predicted model, not a curated record
CUCCCGUACCACCCAGCAGGGGUGACUGCUGGCAAAUAUAAGCCUAGGACCACUGCCUCAGCGGACUGGGCAGAGGCGGCGGGCAGGGUAUUGGACAGUCCUUGACAGAGAAGGAAAUGAGAAAAACAUCAAAUAAUGGGAACAUGAAGAUGGCAUACCCCCUGGGGCUGUUUGUGUGCCUGUUCAUUUAUGUUGCCUACAUCAAGUGGCACUGGGCCUCUGCCACCCAGGCCUUCUUCAGCAUCACUGAGGUGGCUGCGGGGUCACACAGAAACCAGCAAGUCCACAGCCCCAGUGGGACAUCAGGGCAUGACCAGGAGGUCUUCUAUGGAAUCAUGUUCGAUGCAGGGAGCACUGGUACCCGCAUACACAUCUUCCAGUUUGCCCAGAAACCUAGAGAAACUCCCACCUUGAUCCAUGAAACCUUCCGUGCACUGGAGCCAGGUCUAUCUGCAUAUGCUGAUGACAUUGAAAAGGUCAAAGACGUGUUUAAGGCCUCGCCUUUCCUUGUUAUGGAGGACUGUGUCUCCAUCAUGAACGGAACAGAUGAAGGUGUCUCCGCCUGGAUUACAGUCAACUUCCUGACAGGUGCAUGCACCCACCUAACUGUGAGACUGAUCAUUCUCAGAUGUCGGCAUGUGUGGCUCGUGGCAGGAAGAGAUCAAAACAGGAAACCUUCCUUCACACUCCUUUGUUCCCACAGCUACCUGGGGCUUGGACUGAUGUCGGCCCGACUCUUGCUCUUGGGAGGUGUGGAAGGCCAGCCUGCUAAGGAUGGAAAAGAGCUGGUCAGCCCCUGUCUGCCUGCUGGCUUCAAAGGAGAAUGGGAGCAUGCUGAGGUUACAUACAAAAUUUCUGGAGAGAAGGCAGCAGCCAACUCCUACAAGCUAUGUGCCAACAGAGUGUCAGAAAUCCUUCGAAACAAAGUGCACAAGACAGAGGAAGUGAAGCAUGUGGAUUUCUAUGCAUUCUCAUACUAUUAUGACCUUGCUGCAGAAGUCAAUCUCAUUGAUGCAGAGAAAGGAGGCGACUUGGUGGUUGGAGACUUUGAGAUUGCAGCCAAGUAUGUGUGCCGGACGAUGGAGACUCACACACAGAGUAGCCCUUUUGUGUGCAUGGACCUCACUUACAUCAGCUUCCUGCUCCAAGAAUUUGGGUUUCCAGAGAACAAAGUACUGAAGCUAACUCAGAAGAUUGGUGACGUUGAGACCAGCUGGGCUCUGGGGGCUAUUUUUCAUUACAUCGACUCCCUGAACAAACCCAAGGACCCCACCAACAAAUAGCAUCCCAGUUCCUGGAUGUGAGCUGCCUCACCCUCCCUGUAAGCACUCAUGUGUCCUGGAUGCCCUCACACAAAUGGCUGCCGUCUUCAACAGGGCCAGACACCUUUGUGAACUCUGUCCCCGGCCUGAAGCAGGCUCAGUUCUUAAUCACUGCAAUUCUGUCAUAGGCAUGUUGGAGAGGGGGGCAUGAUGGUGAGGACUGAAACCCAGUGUAUCUCCCUCCAAGAACUGGAGUCUAGAGGGCAGAGGUCACCCAGCCUCAGCACCUUGCUUUGAUACACUGCCUUUAGGUGGGCAUUGGCCAUAGUUCUAAGCCUGUGUGAGGCAAGGGAGCUAUAAUCCUAGCCUUUUGAGGUGAUAGGCAACCACAUUGUGCCCUCUGUUCCCCAGGGAAUUUGAUGAAAAGCAGUGAGCUCUUGAAUAUUCAAAUGGUAACCUCUUCCUUAGGUGUAGAUUGGUGUGGGGUUAACUAAGUGGCUGCCACUCUGAAUCAAGGAGAGAGAAGCUAGACCUGAGCUCCUCCUCACCUCCGCCUCAGUGAGAGUACGGUUCUCCUGCAAGGCAAUGCUGAGUCAAUGCUGUGAGACCUCUGAGUUAUUGCUACUGCACCCUCCCAGACCUCUGUGCUGGGGUGCUCGGGUGCUCCUGAAUCUGGGUUCACUGGCUACUCUGAACCACAUGUGCAGCCAGGCCAGGCAGAAUUAAGAGCCCUAGGGCUCAGGCCGCUUAGUACACCCUGGCUCAGACUCUCACUGCCUUGGCCUUGGGGCACUGCCUGACCUCUAUACUUGCCCACGCUCUGCACUCCUUUGGCCUGUCAUAGGGAGACUUCUUCCUUCCCUUGUUCUUAACUGUGACUCGGAUCCUUACUGCCAUGUCCGUACCACUUACACAGUGAAUAUAUAAUGUGAAAUAAACUGGACAAUGUGUCAUCCACCCAAAAUAAAAGGUUUACAACACUUUA